Limanda limanda (common dab) is the source of this 1552-nucleotide messenger RNA. RefSeq names its product zinc finger protein 771-like. Bases 32 to 1522 code for a protein of 496 amino acids. NCBI's taxonomy places the organism in Eukaryota, Metazoa, Chordata, Actinopteri, Pleuronectiformes, Pleuronectidae. Gene Ontology annotation, molecular function: DNA-binding transcription factor activity, RNA polymerase II-specific; RNA polymerase II cis-regulatory region sequence-specific DNA binding. The transcript is spliced from 2 exons. Gene Ontology annotation, biological process: regulation of DNA-templated transcription. The record is from RefSeq and is a predicted model, not a curated record.
CCGGGCUUCGAUGUGCUCAUAAAGGAGCAACAUGUCCGCCGUGCAGCUGCUGCGGGUGUCGGUACAUGAGCGGAUCAGCGCUGCCGCUGAAGACUUUCUGCUGCAGGUGGAGAAAGGAGGAGGAAAGGCUCAAGUCCCGGAGCUGAGAGCGAUGCUCACCGAGCGGCUAAUGGCGGCGGCUGAGGAGAUCCUCGCGGUGCUUGAGGAAACCGUGGCCGAGUACGAGGACCGAGUGGAGCAGUCCGAGCUGGAGAUCUGCCGCCAGAAGAGGCUGCUCGAUGCCGUGAUGCAGCCCGAAGUCCGGCUGCACAGAGCAGACAUCCUGCAGCUGGUGGUGAUUAAAGAAGAGGUUCCCUCUGAGCAGCAGCAGUGGAGCUCCCUUGUGGAACAGGAGGACCCAGAACACCGCAACAUUAAAGAGGAACAGGAGGAAUCAAGGACCAAUCAGAAGGGAGAGCAGCUUCAACAACUGGAGGGGGCUGAUAUGAAGUUCACAUUGACUCCUGUCACUGUGAAAAGUGAAGAAGACGAAGAGAAACCUCAGUGGACACAGCUUCAUCAGAGUCAGACUGAGGAGAACAGAGCAGACUGUGGAGGCCCAGAACCAGCCAGGAACUCAGGUCCUGAUGGACAUUUACAACCAGGUCCUGAGGACAAGACUCAAGACUCCUCUGAGACUGAAGAUCCUUCUGAGACUGAAAACUCUUCUGAGACUGAAGUCAGUGUUGAUGAUGAUGAUGAUUGGAUGGAGCCCAGGGAACCUCUGUCUGGUUUAAAUACCAGAAAUAACAAACAGCCUCUAAGCGAUAUGAGAUGUACAACUGAUAAGAAAUCAUUUAGUUGCUCUGAGUGUGGUAAAACAUUUAACCGAAACUACAAUCUGAAGAAGCAUAUGAAGGUUCAUACACGAGAGGACCCCUUUAGUUGUUCUGAGUGUAGUAAAACAUUUAGACAUGAGACCUAUCUAACUACACAUAUGAGAAGUCAUACAGAAGAGAAGCCCUUUAGUUGCUCUUUCUGUGAUCAAAGAUUUUCCCAUGAUUGUUACUUAAAGCGUCAUGUGAGCAUUCAUACGGGAGAAAAACCAUUCAGUUGCUCCAAGUGUGGUAAAACAUUUAGACUAAAGGGCCUUCUAACUCAACAUACGCAAAGUCAUUCAGGAGAGAAGCCAUUUACUUGCACUCAGUGUGGUAAAACAUUUCGUAAUAGGGGCAUUCUAAAUAUUCAUAUAAGGAGUCAUUCAGAUGAAAAACCCUUUAGCUGCACUCUGUGUGGUCAUACAUUUAGAGCAAUUGCUGGUUUAAAGAGACAUAUGACAAGUCAUACAGGAGAUAAACCAUUUAGUUGCUCUGUGUGUGGUAGGAAGUGUAAUGAUAAGAGCAAGAUAACUGAACAUAUGAGAAUUCAUACUGGAGAGAAACCAUUAAGAUGCACGCAGUGUGGUAAAACAUUUAGAUAUAAGAGCCUUCUAAAUCAACAUAUGAGGAGUCAUACAGGAGAGGAACUCUUAAUUUGCACUUAGUGUGCAAAAAAUGUAACUGUACGUCCAACA